Messenger RNA from Drosophila busckii, 2061 nucleotides. It is a transcript of the gene Notum, whose product is annotated as palmitoleoyl-protein carboxylesterase NOTUM. The transcript is spliced from 3 exons. The record is from RefSeq and is a predicted model, not a curated record. Gene Ontology annotation, molecular function: hydrolase activity. The coding region runs from base 22 to 1800 and encodes 592 amino acids. Lineage: Eukaryota; Metazoa; Arthropoda; Insecta; Diptera; Drosophilidae.
AUCAAUUCGCUGCAUCAGAAUAUGAUACAGCGCAACUAUAUGAUAAUGCAUCCGGCUGUGGGCGCGGAUGGCGCCGAUCACAACAGAAGUCUGAAGCGCGCCUAUUUAACCAACACAAGCAUCACCUGCAACGAUGGCACCCACGCCGGAUUCUAUCUGCGCAAGCAGCCCAACUCCAAGAAGUGGAUUGUGUUUCUGGAGGGCGGCUGGCAUUGCUACAACAAUCGCAGCUGUCGUGCGCGCUGGAUGCGUCUCAGACACUUAAUGACGUCAUCGCAGUGGACAGAGACAAGAGAUGUGGGCGGCAUUUUAUCGCCACAUGCUGAGGAGAAUCCUUACUGGCAUAAUGCUAACCAUGUGCUGGUGCCGUACUGCAGCAGCGACUCCUGGUCAGGCACACGCAUUGAGCCGGAAACGCCGGAGCGUGAGGGCAGCUGGCGCUUUAUGGGCGCCUUGAUAUUGCGCCAGGUCAUUGCCGAUCUUAUACCGCUGGGUCUGGGACGCGUGCCGGGCGGCGAGCUGCUGCUGGUGGGCUCCUCUGCCGGCGGCUUGGGCGUCAUGCUGAAUCUGGAUCGCAUACGCGACUUUUUGAUCAACGAGAAGCAGCUGCAGGUCACGGUGCGUGGUGUAAGCGAUUCGGGUUGGUUUCUGGAUCGUGAGCCGUACACGCCCGCUGCAGUGGCCUCCAGCGAGGCAGUGCGUCAAGGCUGGAAGCUGUGGCAGGGACUGCUGCCUGAGGACUGCACCAAAGCGCAUGCUGCGGAGCCUUGGCGCUGCUACUUUGGCUACCGCUUGUAUCCCACGCUGAAAACGCCGCUUUUUGUCUUCCAGUGGCUUUUCGAUGAGGCUCAAAUGCGUGCCGACAAUGUGGGCGCUCCAGUGACGCCUCAGCAAUGGAAUUAUAUACAUGAAAUGGGCGGCGCCUUGCGCUCCUCGCUGGACAAUGUCAGCGCCGUCUUUGCGCCCAGCUGCAUUGGCCAUGCGGUGCUCUCCAAGCGCGACUGGGUCAACAUUAAGAUCGAUGACAUAUCGCUGCCCGCUGCGCUGCGCUGCUGGGAGCAUUCCACGCGUCAGCGUCGCAAGCGUCACGACAAGCUUAAGCGCUCCACCGAAGCCACUCUGACUGGCGAGCAGCAGCAGCUGCAUCCCAACAACAGCCAAAGACAUCAGCGUCAUCGUCAGCGUCUGCAGAAGCUUAACAAUGUGGCGCAAGCGCCGCCGCCGACGCAGCGCAAGCGCAAUCAUCUGAGCAAAGAACAGCGUGAGCAGCGCAAGCAGCGACGUCUGGAGCGACAGCGACGCAAACAGCGCAGACGCCAGCAGCAGCAGGCGCAAAACAAAUCCAAAAAUAAUAACAACAGCAAGCCACGUCGUCGUCUCACGCCCGAGCAGCAGCUGCAGCGUAAGCAGCAACGUCAGCGUCGACGCAAGCUGCAGCAGCAGCAGCAGCAGAGCCAGCAACAUGAGCUGCAACAGGAGCAGCAGCCUAGCGAGCCGCUCAAGCAUCGUGCCUCCAAUAGCGCCUCGAAAUCCGCCAGCAAACAGCGUCCACGUCUGCCGCGCGUCCCAGAAAAGUGUGAGCUGCGUCUGCUGGAGCGUUGCAGCUGGCCACAGUGCAAUCAUUCAUGCCCCACGCUCACCAAUCCGCUGACUGGCGAGGAGAUGCGAUUUCUCGAGCUACUCACGUCCUUUGGCUUGGAUAUUGAAGCAGUUGCUACUGCUUUGGGUGUGGAUAUGCAUACGCUUAAUAAUAUGGAGCGCACGGAGCUGGUCAAUCUGCUGACGCAGCAGGUGAGCUGAGUGAGCGCAGUGGCUGCCAAACUGUAAAUAACUUGUAUAUAGAUAUAGCCUAAGCGGUUUUUGUAUAAAGAAAAUAAUAUUUUAAAAUUCCUAAAAAAAAAAGACAUGCGCCUUGUAUCCCAGUAAUUAAGCAGAAUUUAUUUAUACACACACACACGCACAUACAAACACACACACACAUAUACAUAUACUCGUAUUUAAUUCGUUUUCAUUGCGCUACAACAAAAACAUUUAGCUGCGUUAUAUGAGAAACUAACACAA